AUGUUCACGCAUAUGGGUGAGGGUGCCCGCAGAACCUACACCCCCCUCAGCCUUUACGAAGAGAAUGAGGCCAAGAAGGCAUUUGAGCGUGCCAACCGCAUAGUCGACGAGGACAACGAGGAUGGCAAUCGCUCGAGCAGCAUCCACGAGCCUUCUGAUACCGGCGAUGGUGAGAAUAGCAGCGCUCGUCGACACCCCAUGAGGCCUCGGCGCAAAGUUCGGGACGCUCACGUGGGCCCUACCGCCAAAGAACAGGAGCGAAAUCGUGUUUCGAUGCAGGACCAACGGCCUUUGCCCCCAGUCGACGAGAACUACCGCCGUCGACCUGUUGGGGAUUCGGUCGCCUCGCCUUAUUCUCAUCAUCUGGAAGCUUACCGCCACUCUCACCCUCAGUAUUAUGGUAAUCAACACCAUGCCCAACUUUCGUUUGAACGCUCGCAGGGCUAUCGCCGUAGCCAGGAUCAAGGCCAAGGGUUCAGUGGCUACCAGGAGGACUACUAUGUCCAGACUCCCGAUUACCAAGGAACCCCCGAGCAGUGGCGUACCAGCUAUGGGGAAGCUCCUUAUCGAUUCCAGAAUGAUAUGUCUGGUCGCUACACUAAUCAGUAUAGUCAGCCGUACUACAGCAACAACUUCUACGAGCAAGGUCCAUCCAUGCGACCAAGUCCCGAGUACUCACAGGUCGCCGUAAGCGACCACGGACCCGAACGUCCAGCAUACUCGCAAGACGACUACGAAAGUCGAGCCCGAGAGGAAGCCACCGGCUCGGAUCAACGCCACUAUCUCGCCCAACAGGGCAAUAGCGCCCCCGGACAUGCGCACCAGGAGUUCCGCGGUUUUUACGAAGGCCCACCUCAUACCAGGGCAGCUGUCCAUUCUGUCGAAAAUCACCAUCAUCUCGGAAGCCGCACUUGGGAGGGCGACGCCCAGUUUGAGAAUGUGGGCCGGGUGGAAGGUCCGUGUCAGAUUGCCAACGAGCGCGAAUGCUCGCCCUCGACCGGUAGCACUAUCCUGUUGCAAGAUGCGUAUGAGGCUGAAGAAGGACAACACCAUGUCCGCCAAGCCGAGCCAGGUAGCAGGGGCGUCCCGCGCUCAGGAGACACGACCGAAUCUGAACCUGCAUCACAACAUCACUCUGAUCAUGGCUCAGCCAUCAACACUCGCCCUCCUCACUACCGACAGCGCGAGCGGCGAGCGGAAUAUCCGCGUACUCCUGAAGCACAAACAGCUCGUCGGCUAUUUGAUAACGUUGCCACGACUUCCAGCUACGGUUAUGUCCCCGCUCUGGAUCUCGCACCCGACCGCGAGCUGCCCCUGGCAGGGCCUGAUCGCACCGCAAACGACCAUAUCAAUGCGUACAACACCCAUGGAGAUCGAGUACUCAGUGAGAAAAUCAGCCAUGCUCGCACUGUCGCACAGCGCGAACAUGCGAGUGUGCACCGCAGCCGACUCUCUACGAUCAACUCCAGCGGCCCAGCCUUUUCUGCUAGCCAGCAGUUGGAGCCCUACCGUGAUAGAGCACAAGACCCCGUAAAACCCGAAGAACCAGUCGCAGAAGUUGAGUAUGCACGCAAUCUUGAAGUACUAGCUCGAGUCGCACUCAUGCAGACCGAGGGUGUUGCUGCUGAUGAAAGCGGUGGCCAGCACGCCGCCUCUGGUCGCAAUACCCAGGAAGAGGACACCGGCGACGAUCAAGAGACUAGUCAUUUGAUUAAGCGGUGUGACGAUGAAGUUGAAGCAGCCCGUCAAGCUCGUGUUGAGAAGGCCUUGCGCCUUGACGCUGAAAUCAACGCUGACAUUCGGCGCCGACACCUCAAGGACGACGCACAAGUGGAGCAGUAG
Molecule: messenger RNA, 1842 nt
Organism: Verticillium alfalfae VaMs.102
Lineage: Eukaryota; Fungi; Ascomycota; Sordariomycetes; Glomerellales; Plectosphaerellaceae
Exons: 2
Coding region: 1-1842 (613 amino acids)
Source: RefSeq, a predicted model, not a curated record